Molecule: messenger RNA, 594 nt
Organism: Callorhinus ursinus (northern fur seal)
Lineage: Eukaryota; Metazoa; Chordata; Mammalia; Carnivora; Otariidae
Product: interferon lambda-4-like
Biological process (GO): cell surface receptor signaling pathway via JAK-STAT; innate immune response; defense response to virus
Molecular function (GO): cytokine activity
Source: RefSeq, a predicted model, not a curated record
AUGGAGGACGCAGGCACCGCUGUCGGAGGAGCAGAGAUGGGGCCGAGGGGCGCAGCCGCGGUGGCCGUGGCGCUGUGGGUCUUGCUGACGGCGGGCGAGGCGGCGGACCCUGGCGUGGCGACGCCCCGGCGCUGCCUCCUGUCACACUACCGCUCGCUGGACCCCAGGGCGCUGGCGGCCGUCAAGGCGCUGAGGGACCGCUACGAGGAGGAGACGCUGAGCUGGCGGCCGCGCAACUGCUCCUUCCGCCCGAGGAGGGAUCCUCCGCGGCCCUGGUCGUGCGCGCGCCUCCGCCUCGUGGUCCGGGACCUGGCGAACGCCCAGGCGGUGCUGAGCCGCCUGCCGAGCCCCGAGCGGUUCCCCGGCACCGGCCUGACCCUGGAGCUGCUGGCGGCCGCGCGGCGGGACGUGGGGGCCUGCCUCGAGCUGGUGCGGCCAGGCUCGUGGAGCAAGUCCCGGCGGCCACCGAGGAGGCGUGCCCAAACACGGAGAGCUGACUCGCCUCGGUGCCACGAAGCCAGCGUCAUCUUCAACCUCCUGCGCCUGCUCACGUGGGACCUGAAGCUGGUGGCGACCUCGGGGCCUUGUCUCUGA